Messenger RNA from Rubroshorea leprosula, 939 nucleotides. The record is from the annotation of a GenBank genome assembly. Lineage: Eukaryota; Viridiplantae; Streptophyta; Magnoliopsida; Malvales; Dipterocarpaceae.
CCCUACUGGGUUCGAAGGAACCCAGCACGCCUGGGUUCGAUGGAACCCAGGCGCGAGUUCCAUGGAACCCAGGCCCUGGGUUCCAUGGAACCCAGGACGCCUGGGUUCGAGGAACCCAGGACGCCUGGGUUCGAACGUUCCUCGAACCCAGGCGCUGGGUUUCGAACCCUGGGUUCGAACGUUCCUCGAACCCAGGCGUCCUGGGUUCGAACGUUCCUCGAACCCAGGCGGCCUGGGUUCGUUCGAACCCAGCACGCCUGGGUUCGAACGUUCCUCGUCCUGGGUUCGAACGUUCCUCGAACCCAGGCGCUGGGUUUCGAACCCAGCGCCUGGGUUUGAGUCGAAGCCGCUGGGUUUUUUCGUUCUGUUUCUUUGUUGGCUUGCAGUCAUGCUUGAAUGGGAUUUAGAGUUUGGUGUGGUUUCUGAUUGCUUGUCAUGCUUGAAUGAGAUUUAGAGUUUGGUGUGGUUUCUGAUUGCUUGAAUUUCCAGAUCUAGUUGAUGUUGAUUGAAGGAAUGUGGUGUUUUUUUCAUUUUUCUUUGCAGAUCUGCUAUACAUUUGUAGAGGAAUUGAUUUUUUGAAUCAGAUUUAUUGAGUUCUAUUAGGGAGGAGGUUUGGGGAAGAAGUAGAUGGUGAUUGGAGUGGUAAUAGAUGAUCGGAGCAAUGAGGGAUGACCGGAGGGAUGACGGGAGGGAUGAUCGGAGAGAUGACCGGAGUAAUGAGGGAUGAUCGGAGUAAUGAAGGAUGACGUGGAUUAGUUAUUUUCCACGUAAUUAAAGAUUUCAAACAAGAAUGGAUUUUGUGGCAACUUAACGUGCCAUCUGUCAUUUCCGUCGACGGAAUGACGAAAUUGGUCCCAAAAAUUGAAGUUCAAGGAUUUUUUUAGUACUUUUUGAAGUUCGAGGGUAGUUUUAGUUCAAAAAUGAAAGUUGAGGGACUGA